Messenger RNA from Carassius gibelio (silver crucian carp), 3024 nucleotides. RefSeq names its product inhibin beta B chain. The transcript has 2 exons. Gene Ontology annotation, biological process: BMP signaling pathway; SMAD protein signal transduction. Gene Ontology annotation, cellular component: extracellular region. The record is from RefSeq and is a predicted model, not a curated record. Lineage: Eukaryota; Metazoa; Chordata; Actinopteri; Cypriniformes; Cyprinidae. Gene Ontology annotation, molecular function: cytokine activity; hormone activity; growth factor activity. The coding region runs from base 487 to 1644 and encodes 385 amino acids.
CCCUUUAAUGGUUAUAGUUUGGAAUAUUUAAGAUAAACAGAGCCAUCUGGAGGAGUUUUUGCACACACUGCUGCGCAUCUGCUCCACACUGAAACAGCUCAUAUUUACUGAUCUCGUGUUGGCUUGUGAUCUGUUUGGUUUGGUUGCUUUAGAGUUUCAAUGCUGGGGGUCACUGGGCCAGAGGUGAGCGUUCGGACUUCGCUUGUGCAUCCGCGUCCUGACGUGGCACUGUAAGUGUCUAUGUUUAUUUGUUCGCGCUAAUGAUUAACCCCCAGCAGAGCUAUAUAUAUAUAUAUGUUUCAGUGAGGAGUGUGCAUCCCAGCAGCGCUUCGCUCACCUGCGCGUCAUUGGUGCGUCCCUUAAACGUGUCACAACUUUUGAUGGAUUACCCCACUUCUGAGUGCUCAGGUGCGGCUCACUCCUCUCCAUCCACUCGCUAGUGCGCGUCUCUCCGAACUCUGUCAGACUCAAUCGAGCAAAGUCAGCAUGUUCUUGGUGUCGUUCUCGUGGGCGCACCUGUGCGAGCUCGUGUCCGCGGUGCUGCUGUCCACGCUGGUGGUGCUGAGCGCGCUCACGGUGAGGGGAACGAGCGCGGCCGCCACCGGCUGCACGACGUGCGGCAUGCCUGCGAUGGAGAAGGGCACGGAGGAGCGUUACCUGAUCGAGAUGGCCAAACAGCAGAUCCUGAGCAAGCUUCACCUGCGGGAGAGGCCGAACAUCACGCAGACGGUGCCGCGUGCCGCGCUCAUGACGGCGCUGCGCAAGCUCCACGCGGGCCGCGUCAGACAGGACGGAACGCUGGAGCUGGACAAUAACGCGCCAAACUCACGCACGAACAACCAGGCGUACGAGAUCGUGAGCUUCGCUGAUGUCGAUUCCGAGGUUUCUGCCGGCAUCGACACCAGUCUGUCGUUCCAGUUCCUGCAGGAGAAAGGUCACAGCGUCCAGGUGCUGCAGUCGUCGCUGUGGCUUUACGUAAGUCAGACUGACACGCCUCAUCACGGCAGCCGCGUAAACGCAGAAAUCUCCCUGCCGGCGUCGAGCACCGCCAAUCGCACGCUGCUGCUCCAGAGGAGCGUGGAUGUGUCACGAGGCGGAUGGCACACGUUCCCGGUCACCAGCGCCCUGCAGACAUUUCUGGACGGCGGUCAGCGGAGGUUCAGUCUAGAGGUGCACUGCGAAGACGGCGGUCGAAACCUGUGCAGUCGCGAAACAUCAGGCGAAUCCUCCCAUCAGCCGUUCCUAGUUGCACAGGUGCAGUUGCGUGAAGAUGCCACCAAACACUUGCUGAGCAAACGCUCGCUGCGAUGCGGCGACGACGUGAGCGUGUGCUGCAAAAAAGACUUCUACAUCAAGUUCCGUGACAUACAGUGGCAGGACUGGAUCAUAGCGCCUGAGGGCUACCAUAUGAACUACUGCAUGGGACAGUGUCCACAGCAUUUAUCCGGCUCGCCCGGCAUCGCCUCGUCCUUCCACGCCACCGUCUUCAGUCAACUGAAGGCCAACGGCAUCCACACGGCCGUGUCGUCCUGCUGCGUCCCCAUCCAGAGACGACCGCUCUCCAUGGUCUACUUCAACUCGCAGCACACCAUCGUGAAGACCGACGUCCCGGACAUGAUCGUCGAAUCCUGCGGGUGCACAUAAAGAACAAUUAUGUGACUUAAAUUGUUAUUUCAUGCAAAAAUUAGCCUGUGAUUUACUGACCCUCAAUGCAUCCCAGGUGUACCAGUCAUAAGGGAUUAAACAAGCUUUCUAUUGAUGAAUGGUUAGUUAGGAUAGGACGAUAUUUAGCCGUGAUACAACUAUUUGAAUAUCUGCAAUCUGAGGGUGCCAAAAUCACCUUUAAAGUUUUUAGCUAUGCAUAUUACUAAUUCAUUCGUUCUUUCAGACAAAUCCAAUCAGAGUUGUAUAAUAAAAACUGUCCUUGCUCUUCCAAGCUUUAGAAUUGCAGAGGGCAUUUUUUUCUGUUCGACAGUCCAAAAGAAGUGCAAUAAAGCUCAUGCAUCCAUAACGGCUCCAGGGAAAUAAUAAAGGUCUCCUGUAGCAAAUCGAAAUCAGAAACACCCGCCCACUGCAUUUAUAAACCUAGGAAGAGCAAGGAACAUUUGUAUAAUAUUAUUCCAAAAGGAUUCAUCUAAAAGACGAAAGUCAUACACACCUAGGAUGGCUUGAGGUUGAGUAAAGCAAAGGCUUAUUUUCAUUCAAGAGGCGAAAUAUGCUCUAAUCAAGGCUUUCUGUCUAAGCAAAGUUUAUUCGUUAUGGGUUUUUUAUAGAUGUGGAAACACUCAGGGAAAUCAAAGCCACUGUAAAAGCCACACUUAGGCCUGAAUCAGCACGGUUACCCAACAUGACAGUAACAUUUAGAUACUGCCAAACAUCCCAGAAAAGAUCUGACAGCGAAUGAAAAUGGUGCAUUAGUAUCUAAUACAUUUCUCUCACAAUAUAGUUCUCAAAGCUUAUUUUGACUGUUUACGCUAAGCACCAGCAAAUACAACUAUAUAUGUAUACUGGCUUUCUUUUCAACAUGCUUUUUUCUGUUCUGUUCUUUUAUUUGUAUUAUUAUUAUUAUUAUUAAUAAUAAUACGUCUUAUUUAUAUAGCGCCUUUGAAAAAGCAGUACAGUAAUCUACAGACAGUACAAUAACACAUUGUACAGGUGUAUUUUUGCCAUGUUUAUUGUGUCUUAUGUUCUCCUUUUGUUUAGUCUGAAGCACCUCCUAGUGAUGCAUAGUGUAGGGAAAUCUGCAACUGCACUUUAUAUGUUGUUUUGCGUAGUUAGUGGGAAUCAAGCCAUGCAAAUCCGAUUUACGUGUUGUGUUUAUGUUUUCUUUUACAAAAUGAUACUGUAACUUAUGACACAAUAUUAAUGCUUUUUAUUAAGGCUCUUUGGAGGAGACUAAUUUCUAUAAUUUUUUAAUAAAGCAAUAUUUUCUUAUAGGUGAGACAGCUUGGAAAUCUGUACUGUAUUGUAUAUUGUAAUUUUGCUGAAUAUGUGUAUUUUUUUAAAUAAAUAUUUUAUCUAUUA